GCGAACGAUAUUAAUUUAUUUGAAUUUAGAACCGUUGAUUCACUGAGUGAAAAUACCGAGGAUGAGUACUACAGCCAACUGGAUGACGAUGAUCAGGAUGAAGUUGCUGACAUUACCAUUGAUGAUCAAUGGUUUGAUGCAAGCAAAGGUAUUUCCAGCUAUAUGUUUAACGGAUUCAUGCAAUUGGACAAGUCACUGACACCCUACCGCAUAUGAAUGGGAUGUAUACUAGAUUUUACAAAACAGUUUAAUCGAAUGAAGGCACACAUUUCCGUAUUGACACCUCUAGCUGCUCGACAACCGUCUAGUAUAAAAAAUUCUACCGAAUCACACAAUCCAGUUACUCAGGCAUCUCCGCACAAUCUGGCAAUCAAGGGCCAAAUUCUUAACCGUAUCGAAGCUAGACAUCACCAGAACCAUUCUGGUCCAAGAUCAACUGAGCUCAUGAGCAAGUUUUCAUCUCGGAUUAAUCUAAGUAAGUUUUGCCAGAUAAAACACUGUAGGAUUCAUCAAACCCACUAACUUGAAUCGCACAUGUUUAGACGGAAAGCAUGACUUGUUUAGCAAUGAUUUUCGUGCAACGAAUAAAAAAGGUGAUGACAGCAAAUAUCUUGAUAAAGACAAGUCAGAUCGAGCAACUGUUGAACAGGUCUUGGAUCCACGCACUCGAAUGAUUUUGUUCAAGAUGCUCAACAAGAAUGUGAUUUACGAAGUGAAUGGGUGCAUCAGUACUGGAAAAGAGGCAAAUGUGUACCACGCACUUACAGAAUCACAAGACCAUAUGGCCAUCAAAAUCUACAAAACAUCUAUAUUGUCGUUCAAAGACCGUGAUCGGUAUGUAGCAGGCGAGUUUCGCUUCCGACACGGAUACAGCAAAUCGAAUCCACGAAAAAUGGUACAGACAUGGGCAGAAAAGGAGAUGCGAAAUUUGAAACGGCUCCAUAAUGCUGGUAUUCCAUGUCCUGAACCCAUUUUACUACGCUUGCACGUUCUGCUGAUGACGUUUAUUGGCGAUAAAAAAGGCUGGGCAGCACCUCGUCUCAAAGAUGCAAUCAUCACCGAUGAAGAAACAUAUCGAAAUGUGUAUCGACAACUGCUUAUCAUUCUUUGGACUAUGUUUCACAAAUGCAGACUAGUUCAUGCCGAUUUCAGCGAAUACAAUCUGCUGUAUCAAAAGAACAUUGUAUAUGUAAUUGAUGUGUCGCAAUCUGUUGAACAUGACCACCCACACGCACUCGAGUUUCUUCGUAAAGACUGUUCCAAUCUAGUUGAUUAUUUCCGUAAACGAUUGACGGAACAAAUCAUGACACUUCGUGAAGUGUUUGACUUUGUUGUUUCUGAUUUAAACGUAUUUGUCAAGUAUCUUGACAGUCAAGGAGUGUCUACUGUUUUUGACGACACACUGACAUCUCAAGAAAACGAAGAUCAUAGCACUGUGCAAAGCAACGAGCAAGUGUUUAAAAACGUGUAUAUUCCUCGUACACUGGAUGAGAUUCAAACUGUCGAGGCAGAUAUUAAAAAGAUGGAAGACGGAGACGAUGCAGAUGUGAACAAACUAGCUACAGAAGCAUCGAGCAACUCGAGUCCUUUGCCAUCAGAACUAGAAUCUGAUGAAUCGGAAUCCAACGAGUCAGAUUCCGAGCAGGAUGAGGAUUCAGACGAGACAUCAAGGAAAUACAAAGGCACUCCAGCAUCUAAACAGAAAAAGUUUGAAGACAAGGAAGCCAAGAAAGAACGACAUCGACUUGUCAAGGAAGCCAAACGGGAAAAACGCAAGACGAAGAUGCCCAAAAGCGUCAAGAAACGCAAAGAGAAGAUGACAAAGAAAUAA
This is a messenger RNA of Batrachochytrium dendrobatidis JAM81, 1831 nucleotides long. Its product is annotated as protein kinase RIO1. The record is from RefSeq and is a predicted model, not a curated record. Bases 671 to 1831 code for a protein of 386 amino acids. Gene Ontology annotation, biological process: maturation of SSU-rRNA. Gene Ontology annotation, cellular component: preribosome, small subunit precursor; cytosol. NCBI's taxonomy places the organism in Eukaryota, Fungi, Chytridiomycota, Chytridiomycetes, Rhizophydiales. The transcript has 6 exons. Gene Ontology annotation, molecular function: ATP binding; protein serine/threonine kinase activity.